AUGACCAUGCAAGCCUUACACAAACUUGCUUUUCAAGUCGAUAAGUAUGGUGGAAAGCGCACGUUCAAACCGUUCUACACGAGGAAUACAUUCCGCGUGGAGACGAUGGGCUGGCAACAAGAUUUGCCCUUCAUGGCUCUACCUACCGAAAUCCGUCUCAACAUUUACGACUUUGUCUUCUUAGCACAGCCAGCUACCGGAAAGAGUAAUCUAACCAUCCUCGCCACAUGUCGUCAAGUACACGGCGAGGCGGUUGUAAAGGCUUUGAAGAUGACUUGUUUUCAUCUUAGUCAUACUUCAGGUCUGGAGUUUGAGUCCAGAUUGCGACGUCUCGGCCCUUUACAACAACAUCUUCGACACAUACAAGUUCGUAUACCCAUACAGCAGCUGAGCGCCCGCAGUGCGACAAACCCUUUCAUCCUCACGCAAUUGCCGCUCGACAUCCUGCAUAUCGACCUCGGAGAAAUCGAUUGCACAGAUCACUGGCUACGAGAGAAUUAUGUGUACCAGCGUCUCAUCUCCGCAAUGCUAUAUCAGACACCCCCAAGUACCACGGGGUCGCAGACCAUCUCUCUCCAUCAGUCAGUUGUGGACAAAUGCACGCGUAUCAUUGCUGGCACGUUGCUGCAGACUUGGGCAACGAAGAAACACCUGCACCAUCUGCUCUUUACCAUGAAGACGAAGCGUGUAUUGCUAGAGUGCUCAAACGAUGGAAAAGACAUGCUUUGGUCGGCCUGCGCGCAUUUUGGCUUGAUAAAUGACUGCCGCGGUAUUUUCCGCCAACAUGAUGGUGGGGACGAGCACUAUAUUAUGUUUGGCGACGACAAUGACAAAAACUUCCUCAAGAUGGGUCAGUGGUCGCCGCGGGGUCGGUCAUGA
Molecule: messenger RNA, 879 nt
Organism: Parastagonospora nodorum SN15
Lineage: Eukaryota; Fungi; Ascomycota; Dothideomycetes; Pleosporales; Phaeosphaeriaceae
Exons: 1
Coding region: 1-879 (292 amino acids)
Source: RefSeq, a predicted model, not a curated record